Messenger RNA from Cooperia oncophora, 382 nucleotides. Lineage: Eukaryota; Metazoa; Nematoda; Chromadorea; Rhabditida; Trichostrongylidae. The record is from the annotation of a GenBank genome assembly.
AUGCCACCAGCUGGCCCGGCCUGUACCCCUGCAUGUGUAGGAGGUGCAGCGUGUUAUGCAGGAGCUUGUCAGUGCGCUCAACCGACCGUUGUCUACAACCCCGUUGUUGGUUGUUCCCCACCCAUGGUGGCACCAGUUCCAGUAGCGCCAGCUCCCGUAGUCACUGGCCGCCUGAUCCCACAGGCUCUCCCCGGUUCUCCCUGUGAGCCCGGAGUCGAAUGCACUGGCGGUUCGGUCUGCUCGCUGGGCGUCUGUCUCUGCCCACCGGAACUCGUGCAAGAGGGUACUGUAUGUGUGACUCGUACCGUCUACAGUGUCGCGCCUCCUCCUCCAGUUGCAGUGCCGGCUGUACCAGUAAGUUCCUAUUUCCCAGAUCUGCUCC